Messenger RNA from Frankliniella occidentalis (western flower thrips), 939 nucleotides. RefSeq lists its product as uncharacterized. NCBI's taxonomy places the organism in Eukaryota, Metazoa, Arthropoda, Insecta, Thysanoptera, Thripidae. The record is from RefSeq and is a predicted model, not a curated record. The transcript has 5 exons. The coding region runs from base 131 to 850 and encodes 239 amino acids.
GCGCUACCUCUCUCACACUCACAACACAAAGUAACGAUGGAUUUUUUCGUUCCAGGAGUCUUGCGAGCCGGCCGCCCUGGCAUUGCCCCGGCCUCUGGAGGACGACUCGUCUGAGGACGUGACUCGCCCCAUGCCCCACCCUCUCUCACUCCCCUCCUUAUGGGAGGAAGAUGAGGCACGCGACGGGUUUGUGGAUGAGGUUGCUGUGAAGGUAGGCCCCUUCGACCCUCCCGCCCCCGCCAAGGACGUCAGCAGGCCCCUGGCCCAGGACGCCACCCGCUGCAACGGGCGAGUCUCUGUCUUCAAACGUUUGGGAGUGAAAGGUGAGGGGCAACGUGAGGACGUCGUUGGGGCCGCCGAGGCCGGCCCUGCCAUGGGCCUUGCGCAGCAUGAGGGCGAGGUCGCCGUGGGCGCCGAGACCGCCGAAGCCGGCGCUGCCAUGGUGCUUGUGCCCAAGGUCGCCGGGGGUGCCGAGGCCGCCGAGGCCGCCGAGGCCGGCCCUUCCAUGGGGCGGCAUCGCAUUGCCCACCAGCCAAAAAGAAUCCCUGCGCUGAAACGGUUGGGAGAGAAAAAGACGGUGGUCGGGAAGGACUUCGACCCGCGGGACGCUGCGCAGGCGAUGGCGCCGUACACGUACACUCCCCGGCCUGAGGCCCCGGCUCUGCAACACGUUGUCCACCCCCAGGAUCAACCACGGGCCGAGGCCCCUGCUCACGAGGCUCACCGUCAGGAGGCUCACCGUCAGGAGGCUCACCGUCAGCAGGUCAUUCAGGCCCAUCCUUAUGGAAGGCCCAAACUUACUACCAAGCAGGUGAAGGAAGCUCUGAAAAGGAGGCACGUGAAGAAGUAGAUGGAGGCUUUUUUUAAAAAAUCAUAUGUUUUGUAAUCAUGUUCUUUUUAGACAGUCCCUUAUUUUGUAAUUAAAUCAUGUUCAUCUCA